Molecule: messenger RNA, 1041 nt
Organism: Endocarpon pusillum Z07020
Lineage: Eukaryota; Fungi; Ascomycota; Eurotiomycetes; Verrucariales; Verrucariaceae
Exons: 1
Coding region: 1-1041 (346 amino acids)
Source: RefSeq, a predicted model, not a curated record
AUGCCUGCUCGAGUCUUGCAGGAGUCCUCACCAAUCUCCAUAACGACACCGGCCAAUGAUAGCUCAAACCUAGACUUCACCGCUACCACAUUCGACCCUGUCUCUUUCCUGAACGAAUCUCUUCCCGCCCCAUCGCUAUCAUUGACCUUGACGCCGGAUCAGGCUCGACCAAGGGAUUUGUCACUUCAACAAGUCUCAACGCAGACGCAGGCUUUCCUCGCCCAAAUCAAUGCUCAGAAUAUCCGUUCCGCUAGCACUCUUUCCCAACUGACGGACGAGAUCUUACGAAGUGGCAGUCGGCUUGCAUAUGAAGUAGAGGUGCUGCGUGGAGACGCGAACGCUCUCCAUGACAGUCUUACAGACGCUCUUCAGGAGGACAUUCAGAAAUUCACUUUCGCAGAUACAACAGCAGAUGGUAGGGAUGUCGCUGUAGGGGAGGAGCAGCUCAAUGGCUCUACACAUAGCAACGAGCCAGCUUUUAUCAGCCAGCUACGGAUGCUGGCGCAAGUGAAAGCGCGGCUAGAAGAAGUCAUCAAUGUUUUUGGCGAAGCUAUGAAAUGGCCUCUGGCUCCAUCACAGCUCUCCCUUACCUCCUCCUUGAUUUCGGUGUCAGCACCAGAGCCCGGAUCAGAAAGUCACAGUCGGGAGGAGAAGGGGAGGGAAUAUGCGAACAAAGCCAAAGCGGAAAUUGUUGAGCUUUUGAACAACACUACCGGGGUCCCUAAUGUAGAAGCUGCUGCCAGGAGAGUGGACGCAUUUAGAUCGUUGUUGGCUGUAUGGAAGGGCACUGCAGAGGAACGAGCUAGGACCAAAUUUGUUGACAGUUUGAGUAAACUUGUGGAGGAAAAACGAAGACAACUAGAGGCUCGAUCCCUGUCACAGCCUCUACAAGACACGAAUGCUGGGGCGCAGCGGUCAAACUCAACACCAGGGAGGCCAUCUGCAGGACAGCCACGAGAGCGUCUCGGAAAUGAGACGGGUAGUGGAGGUGGUUUGUUCAGGAAUCUGCAAAGACUUCGAGAUGAAAUCUACCUGGACUGA